AUGACCAAGUCCUCUUGCGAUUCUGGGCCUUGGUGGGUCUAUGACGACCUGGCUCCGUGUUACCGUCACAGAUUUACCCAGCUUUAUCCUUUUAUAACUCUGAUUGUAGUUUCAGCAUCGGCUCUCAUCUUGAGAAGUCUUUUUUUCGUUUAUAAAUCUCGAGGAAAGUAUGCCCGCCGCCUCCUGACGCCGGCUACCGACUCGGAACGCCAGCCGCUCUUGACUCAGGGUAGCAAUGCACCUCAUUACGUUGAAACACCUAAUGUUGUUCCACCAGAUCUUGAUUAUACCCAAGAAACACGCCCUGUCAGUGAUAUUGUACCAUCUUUCGACCCAUCCCCUAAAGCUUCUCACUUUGCAGUCAAGAAAGAUAGCUCCACUUCUCCGCUUUUUUCUUCUUCCGACAACUCUGACACGGAUGUUGAUGAAGACAACUCUUCUACUAUUUCUGCCGACUCUUCUGCCUCGUCCCUACACUUGCAAGAACAAGAAGAAACAAACAAAAAGGAUUACGCCGAUCUUAACGCCACUGGGGAUGUUACCAUUGUCACUGUCACUCGCUCUACAGCAGAAAAUGUGCGACUGGGGGUGGAGUUCGUUUGUAACGUUGUUCUCGUAGCCUCCUCUUUAGCUGCCUUUUUUAUCCCCUCAAUCUCAAAGGAAUGGACCAGCCCUGCUUUUCUUACUGCAAUUACAGCCCUUUGGACUUAUACUCUUGCGCUCAUUUCCAUCCGCUUAUACCUCAUUAGCAAAUCAAUCGUUCCCGUCGUGCCUCUCUGGGCUCAUUCCACCACCAUUUAUCUUUUGGCCUUUCUACUCCACCUCGUCACGUUUCGCUCAGCCAUUUUGCAUCCUGUUUCUCGCAAAUCUCAGCAAUUCAACAUUGGACAAUCUUUGUUGGUUUGUAUUUUAUUUUUGACGAACUUUACCGCAAAAAUUGGCGAUGCCCCAGCAAAGAUUUACAUUCAAGGAUCUGCAUUCCCUUCGCUUGAGCCAAUCUCUAGUAUUUUCAGCAUCAUUUCUUACUCUUGGAUCGACUCUACUAUUUGGAUUGGUUAUUUUAGAUCAUUGACUGCUAAGGACAUUUGGGAGCUCAAAGAUGAUGACCACUCAGUUGCUGUUUUUGAUUCUUGGGCAGUUUCCACCGCUGAUUCUCCUGCCUCUUCUUCUGGUGGCACCACAGAAAAGCGCAGCCUUAUUUUCAGUCUCGUGAAAUACUUUGCCAACUUGCUAAUUAUUUCUAAUUCUUGGACAUUUUUGUACUCUCUCCUCUCGUUCGGCCCUCCAUUCCUUCUCAAAGUUAUUCUUGAAUACGUUGACAAUCCCUCCCGUACUCCAUCUAGUGUUGUGUGGCUUUAUGUUUUUGCUUUGUUUUUCUGUGGCGUUAUUUCAAAUUCGGUUCAAGGCCAAUCCCUUUUUAUUGGCCGCAGAAUUUGCAUUCAGCUGAGAUCUAUUCUUAUCGGUGAAAUUUACACUAAAACACUAAGAAGAAGAGCCACGGUUGCUAAAAGCAGCAAACUUGGCCAAGCUGAUGAUGAAGAAGGAGAAGAAGAAGCAGAGAAUGAUAAUACCAAGGAUGACAAAACAACCGAUAAGGACGAUACUCAAGCAAACCAUGGUGCUAUUAUCAAUCUCAUGGCUGUUGAUACUUUUAAGGUUUCUGAAAUCUGUGCUUAUCUUCACUUUAUUUCUCAGGGUGUCUUUGUUACUGUUUUGUGCGUUUUUUUCCUCUAUCUCCUUAUUGGAUGGAGUUCUUUUAUUGGUGCUGGUUCUAUGAUCUUGCUCAUGCCGAUUCAGUUCCGUUUGUCGCGAAUGUACUCCAAGUCACAAACGCAACUUAUGGCUGCUACCGAUCGUCGCAUUAAUAAACUUAAUGAGGUUCUUCAGAGCAUUCGUAUCAUUAAGUUUUUCGCUUGGGAAGAAAAAUUUUCUGAAAGUGUUAUGGAGAUUCGUGAGGAAGAACUUAAGCACCUCCGUACUCGUUAUAUCCUUUGGUCGGCCGCUACACUUGUUUACUUUACCAUCCCAAUUGUCGUUACUGUUCUCACAUUUGGCUCUUACAUUUUCAUUCAAAAACAUCUGCUUACCGCACCUGUUGCCUUCACUGCUUUGGCUUUGUUAAAUGUUAUGAGAAAUCCCGUUGAGCAAAUGGCCGAAGUAGUUACGGAGCUUUUGCAAGCUAAGGUUUCCCUCGAUCGUAUUGAAGACUUUUUGAAUGAAAAGGAAACUUCAAAGUAUUCACAGCUUUCUGUUCAUCCUACCUCUGGUUCUAACACAAGAAUUGGGUUUCAGAACGCUACAUUUUCCUGGGAGUCCUCUGAUAUUUCAAACACCUCCAAGACUGAUUUUAAGCUUCGUGACAUUGACGUUGAUUUCAAGGUAGGCGAACUCAAUGUAAUUAUUGGUCCCACUGGCAGUGGUAAGACUUCAUUACUUUUAGCAUUACUUGGUGAAAUGGAACUUGCUGCUGGAUCAAUUUACCUCCCUGGAGGAUGUCUUCGUGACCAGGUUGUCCCCGAUGCCGCUACUGGGCUUGCUGAAACUGUUGCUUAUUGUUCUCAAUCCGCCUGGCUUUUAAAUGAUACUUUGCGCAAUAACGUUUUAUUUGGCAGCGAAUAUGACCAUGACCGUUAUAAUGCAGUCAUUGAUGCUUGUUCUCUUCGUCGCGAUUUGGAGAUUUUGGAUGCUGGUGAUCAAACUGAAAUUGGUGAGAAGGGAAUUACAUUAUCUGGUGGCCAAAAGCAACGCGUUUCACUUGCCCGCGCUUUCUACUCCAACUCUCGUCACCUGAUUCUUGAUGAUUGUUUAAGUGCUGUUGACUCGCACACCGCACUUUGGAUUUACCAACACUGUUUAACAGGUCCCUUGGCUUUGAAUCGUACCAUUAUUUUGGUUUCGCACAAUGUGGCAUUGACUAUUUCGCAAGCUUCCAAGGUCAUUGUUAUGGAUAAUGGCCGUGUCAAGGCUCAAGGUACACCCACUGUUUUACUUGCUCAAGGCCACCUUGGUGAUGACGAACUUACUAGUGCUUCCGUCACCAGAGCUGCCUCUUCCGUCAACCUUAAAGCCCAUGGAUCUAACAGUUCUGCUAUUGCAACUUCGGUUCACAAUCAACUUGUUCCUAAGACUUUUGGUGAGGAGGUUGCGGCUAAACUUUCCGAAGAACCUGACCCAUCCAUCAUUGAAGAAGAAAAUGACAAGAAGAAAAAGAAGAAGGGUUCUGGUAAGCUUGUCGCUGAAGAAACUAAACAAGAAGGAAGUGUAUCUACUGAUGUUUACUUGGCAUACAUGAAGGCUAUGGGAGGCAAGUCAUUCUGGAUCUUUUUGAUUUCUCUCUUUUUAUUCCAACCUGUUCUUGACAUUACCAAAUCUUGGUGGAUUAAAAUUUGGACGCAAGCUAUUACUGAAAAGAACCCUGAUCAAAUCACCGUUGAAAAUAUCCACUACGUUGCACCGUCCCUUCUUUCUCAUUGCUAUUCUUAUCUUUACUACCAUUCUUUGAAUUUUCUUUCUAACAGCAACAAUGCAGGCAUUGCUUCUACUGUUCGAGCCUGGGACGAAAAAACGCACGGUUCAGUCUUUUACAUGGUGAUGUACAUUGUCAUUAGUAUUGUUUUUGCGACAUUUACCACUUUUAACGUUUUGGUUAGUUACCUGGGUGGUAUUAAUGCUUCUCGCAAGCUUUUCAAAAAACUUCUUGAUAAUGUUUUGCAAUCCAAAAUCCGCUUCUUUGAUUCUACACCUAUUGGACGCAUCAUGAAUCGAUUUUCUAAGGACAUGGAGGGUGUUGAUCAGGAACUACCCACUAUGGCUUCGUCUGUGUUUCGUUUCAUUUUAGGUUCCCUUGCAACCACCUUUCUUAUUGCCUAUAUUACUCCUGGCUUUUUGAUUUUCGGUAUAUUCAUCAUGAGUCUUUAUUGGUUGAUUGGCAUCUUUUACUUGUCUGCUUCUCGUGAGAUCAAACGUAUUGAUUCAAUUUCCAAGUCACCCAUCUACCAACACUUUGGUGAAACUCUUUCAGGUGUUUCCACCAUUCGUGCCUAUGGCGUUGGUAAUCGGUUCAUUUCUGACAGUUUCUCCAAGGUGGACAAUAACAAUCGUCCAUUCUUUUACUUAUGGGUUGCAAACAGAUGGCUUUCCUUUAGAAUCGAUCUUGCUGGUGCGCUGGUUUCAUUUUCUUCUGCAGCCAUGAUUAUCCUUAACACCAAGGGCCUGAGUGCUGGUCUUGCAGGUUUGUCGCUUUCUUAUGCUCUUACAUUUAAUGACUAUGUUUUGUGGAUUGUGCGUUUGUAUGCUGUAUUGGAGAUGAAUAUGAACUCUAUUGAGCGUUUGCAGGAGUACAUGGAUAUUGAAAAAGAGGCGCCAGCUGUUAUUGAGGGUUCCCGUCCUCCUGCUAACUGGCCUAGCAAAGGUGAGAUUGAAGUCCACGAUUUGUCUUUACGUUACGCUCCGGAUCUUCCCAUGGUUAUCAGGAAUGUUACAUUUAACGUGCCAGCGUUUAGCAAGAUUGGCAUUGUUGGCCGGACGGGUGCCGGCAAGUCGACCAUCAUCACGGCGUUUUUUAGAUUUUUAGAGGCCGAGACUGGAUACAUUAAGAUUGAUGGGAUUGACAUUUCUAAAAUUGGUCUUAGAGACUUGCGACAAAACCUGGCGAUUAUUCCACAGGACCCCACACUGUUCCAAGGAACAAUUCGGUCAAACUUGGAUCCCUUUGACCAGUACACAGACGAUGAGAUAUAUGAGGCUCUGCGCCGCGUGCAUCUAAUCAAACCAGAAGAACUGUCGUCAAUUGUGCGUCGCAUCAAGGGCAAGGGCAAAUCUAUUUCGAGCGGGCACUCGACACCUUUACGUGCAACAACAGCAAUGGACAGCGCUGCAUCGUCAGCAAUUGCAGCUGCAGCAGCUGCCAAGGCAGCAGAAGGUGAGAAUGUGAAUCUAUUCCAUGACUUGAACACUGCUGUUGCAGAAGGUGGGUCCAACCUGUCACAAGGUCAGAGACAGCUCAUGUGCCUUGCACGGUCGUUACUCAAGUCACCAAAAGUUUUGUUGCUAGAUGAAGCAACUGCUUCAAUUGAUUAUGAGAGUGAUGCACAAAUUCAAAAGACUAUUCGAGCAGAGUUUGCACAAACAACAAUUUUGACGAUUGCGCACCGACUGCGGUCGAUUGCGGAUUACGAUCGUAUCUUGGUGAUGGAUGCUGGACGUGCAGUUGAGUAUGAUCAUCCUCAUGUGCUGCUGCAGAACACCGGGUCUAUUUUUUACUCCAUGUGUGCUAACUCGGGUGAGCUUGAAACGCUACUGGGUAUUGCCCAAGCUGCCUACGAAGCUUUGUAA
This is a messenger RNA of Magnusiomyces paraingens, 5334 nucleotides long. RefSeq lists its product as uncharacterized. Gene Ontology annotation, biological process: transmembrane transport. The transcript is spliced from 2 exons. NCBI's taxonomy places the organism in Eukaryota, Fungi, Ascomycota, Dipodascomycetes, Dipodascales, Dipodascaceae. Bases 1 to 5334 code for a protein of 1777 amino acids. The record is from RefSeq and is a predicted model, not a curated record. Gene Ontology annotation, cellular component: fungal-type vacuole membrane; fungal-type vacuole. Gene Ontology annotation, molecular function: ABC-type peptide transporter activity; ATP hydrolysis activity; ATP binding.